Messenger RNA from Lytechinus variegatus (green sea urchin), 1969 nucleotides. RefSeq names its product polymerase delta-interacting protein 2-like (gene poldip2). Gene Ontology annotation, molecular function: DNA binding. The transcript has 11 exons. Gene Ontology annotation, cellular component: nucleus; mitochondrial nucleoid. Gene Ontology annotation, biological process: error-free translesion synthesis. NCBI's taxonomy places the organism in Eukaryota, Metazoa, Echinodermata, Echinoidea, Temnopleuroida, Toxopneustidae. The record is from RefSeq and is a predicted model, not a curated record. Bases 34 to 1074 code for a protein of 346 amino acids.
GCGGAAUUCGUUCUUUUACUGUUGCAGAUAAGAAUGGCGGCAACAACGACAAUUUUGUUGCGGCAGAGGCCUGCUAUUUUAUGUGUCGCAGCUCAGAAUCUUUUUAGGAAUAACCACAGAACACUGGCAUCAAAGAAACUACAGACAGUUGGUAAACUAGAAACUCCAAAACAGCACGGAAAAUAUAUCACAGGACAAUUGUUUUUGCAUAGAAUUUUUGGCUAUCGAGGCAUCCUACUUUUCCCUUGGUUAGCCAGACUGUAUGACAGAGAUAUAUCUGGAAACAAACAAGAAAGCAGGCCUACUGAGAAGAUAGAUGGAAUGCCUUUAGAUACAAACAAAGAAGUGAAGGGAAAAACACAUGUCUACUACCAAGUUCUGAUUGAUUCAAGAGAUUGCCCAUUCAUCAGGGCACAAACAGAAGCAGUCACCUUUCUCGGAAACCAAGAUAACAACAGAUCUCUAUAUGCAAUACCAGGUUUGGACUAUGUAGCUCAUGAAGAUGUCUUACCAUAUUCAUCAUCUGGUGAAGCAAGUCCGAUCAGUCAUGAACUCUUUGAUAAAUUCUUAGAAUUUAAUCCUGGCCAAGAUCCCCACUUCACCCCUAAAGACACCCUGCGUGCAUGGCAGGAGAAGAACCAUCCCUGGUUGGAGUUAUCAGAUGUGCAUAGAGAGACUACUGAUGGCAUAAGAGUUACUGUCAUACCAUUCUAUAUGGGUGCUAGGGUUUCACAAGAUUCAAGUGUAUACUGGUGGAGGUACUGCAUCAGGCUUGAGAAUCUUGGAGAUGAGACAGUACAGCUGAGAGAAAGACACUGGAGAAUAUUUAGUCUGUCAGGAACAUUAGAGACAGUCAGAGGGAGAGGAGUAGUUGGACAGGAACCCAUAUUAUCAAAGGAGCAGCCAGCCUUUCAGUAUAGCAGUCAUGUUUCAUUGCAGGCACCGAGUGGACACAUGUGGGGGACAUUCCGCAUGGAGAAGAGCGAUGGUCAGACCUUUGACUGCAGAAUCCCUCCUUUCACAUUAGAAAGUAAACAAGAUGAUCACUCCAGUCCACAUAGCUUCUUCUGGUGAAGGGCAUCUCAAGGACAGGAUGAAGGUCACUUUCUUGAAUUCACCUCACCUACCAAUGCUCUGUCAGUCGAUAAUAUUCUCCAUAUCACUGAAAGAGACACUGGAUAUCUACAAAUGUCCAACAAAACGCAUGUAGGAUUGUUUCCAUUCAAAAUUUGAUCAGGCCCCGGUCUGAAUGUAAUUCAUCCAAGUGGUCAGUGCUUCACCAAUUGAUGUAGUGGUGAAAGCCUGGGAAACCACUGCCUAAAAACUUACAAUUAAUAGUAACACUGUCAUCAGUGGUAACAAACAUGCACGAUCUUUAGUGGGUGUUUCAUAAAGUUGUUGGUUAAUUUACCAAUGACUGUAAUAGCAAACAGCAGGAAUAUCAAAUGCCACAUUUAAUGGAAAUAAUAACUAUCGUAUUCCAUAUUUUAAGAAAUUGGAACUGUAAUUGUAGAAAAUGUACCACCAAAAAAUCUGUGUAAAGGUAGAAGUGAAUCUGCAAUUUUUUUUGGGUGGUGUGAUUAAAAAUCAUGCAAAAGUCAAGCAUUUUGAAUGUUCAGCUUUAUGAAACAACACACCUUUAACUUGUUAAGCUGUCCAGUGCAGUUAAUUUCAAUGUUGGUACUCUUGAUAGCAGAGUUUCCACUAAAACUUUAUGUUUUGUGAAUUAUUUGAGAGAAGAAAAAUGUAAAGUAUUCUCUUUUGCUUUCUGAUACAUGUCUACUUGUUUAGUACAGUUUUGAUCCUGACAAUUUUGCUAUAGAUUAUAUAUUAGACACACUAAUGGUGUUAACUUUCUUAUUUAUAUUGUUUGUAAUGGUUGGCCAAAUUAAACCCAUUGGCCUGUAAUGUGAAGUCGGGUUCAAUUUAAACUUGGGUCUAAAGUUGUGAUUUAACUAUGGAUAGCCAA